AUGAGCCAGGCGGACAGCAAGGGCGGACAAGUAGGCAUGAGUAUCAAUGUUUUGAAUAUGGGGAUGGGUGUUGGAGGUCCUGCUGGCAUAAACAUGAAUGGCGGCCCAGGACCGCGACCGGCUCCCACGAAUAACGAGAGGUCGCUCCUCAAUACCUAUAUUUAUGACUAUUUCCUUAAGAACGAUAUGAUAGAGAGCGCGCGCUCCUUAUUCAAUGAGGGCGAGGUCCUGACGCUGCCGAAUGAUGGCAGUCGAAGGCCAAGUCCGGCGCGUCGGGCGCAAAAACAUGAUCCUGAUGGCAGCAUCGUUAAUGGUAUAGACGAUAACCCGAUGGAUACGGGUGAGGGUUCGCAGAGGAAAACCGAGGAUGGAGAGGACGGGACAAAGAGGGGUGAUGAUUUACCUCGACCGAAGGUCCCUUCGGACUGUCCCCAUAGUUCGUUCUUGUUUGAUUGGUGGUGUAUAUUUUCGGACAUAUUUGGAGCCCGCAAUGGUGGAGUAAAGAACCCGCAUGCCGCGGCCUACGUAGCCCAGACACAGGUGCGUCUCAUCACUCAUCCGUAUUUAAAGGGUGCAAUGCGGAAAUCCUUGCGAUAUUAACGUUCUCGUGAUGAUUAGGCUGCCCAAAGGAUGCGCCAAAUGGCGCCGCACCAGCAACAGCUCAUUUCUGGGCAAGUUCCCAGCCAAAUGUAUGCGGGUCGCAUUAUGCCGGGUGGCAUGAUGGUCAGCAAUGGCAUGCACGUUCCGGACAACACUGCUGGCAUGGAUAUCAAUCACAAGAACCAGCUUGUUCGGCAGGCCAUGCUGAACAGUAACAGAAAGUUGUAACAGCCACCAUUCCUAACAUCUCAUGCAAGCGACGGGACUUAGGCGUUCUUUCGUCUUGUUCGUGUAAACUCCUUUUUUGUCCUCUGUGCUAACAUCUUCUUCUUUAUUUAGGACCCCACAGCAGAUCAACGCGAUGAAGAAUCAGCAGAUGAUGCAACAGGCAAUGCAACGAACAGAGGGCGAUGUAAGCGAAAUGAAUGGCCAGCAACCAAGGCCGCAAUCUCCCGCCACGGCUCAAAAUGCUGGUUCUCCUGGCACGAAGCGGAUCCGGUUGGAUAAUGGUGAAUAUCAGCAGGUUGGAAAUGGUCGGGGUGCGCCCCAGGGAGUACCUCCAGGCAGUUCUGGCUCUGCCUCCCAAGCCCAUCAGAUGCUCUUGGCAGGUGGCAUUAAUCCGAGCCAGUUGACUCCGCAACAGUUCGCGGCCUUUCAGGGCCAGAAUCCAAUAACGCAGCAUAAAUCGAUCCAGCUAUACGCCCAGAAUCUAGCAGCGCAUACGGGGCGAGCGGUGUCAGCGUUGAAGCAGCAAGGUGGCCCAGCGUCCACCGGGAUGCCCAACAUGCCCCAAAACCAGCAGGGCCAUGGUUCGCCAAUGAUGCCGCAAACGACUGAGGGUGCAGCGCUAGGCGUUAGUGACUUUUAUGCGACAACACCCGGAGGCGGUGCGAUGCGAGGCGGCAUAAAUCCGGGAAGUGGCAACCACGCGUUGCAGGACUACCAAAUGCAAUUAAUGAUGCUUGAGCAGCAGAAUAAGAAACGGUUAAUGAUGGCACGUGCUGAGCAGGACAACAUUGCUCACCAUGGUGAUGGCCAGCGCCGAAUGGAGCCCGGAUUUCCCCAGAGCAUGUCGCCGGGGAGCAGAGCUGCUCCUUCACCCCAGCCCCAAGGCGGCCCCAAAAUGGUGGGCACACCUAAGAUGCAGAACCAGGGUGGCCCAGCAUCUCCGCUUCCUGAAGGACAAAUCUCCGGACAAGUACCUCAGCGGAAUUCACCGGCUGCUAUGGGUGCAUUCAAUAGCCAGAUUCCCCAAGAGGCCCAUCAAAACAUGAUAUACCCCCAGAUGAAGGAUUCGAUGGGUAUGAUGGGUAGCACUCAAGGCGGAGGAGCGCCAAAUGGUACUAUGAUGCGCCCUCCCAAUUCGCAUCCAGGCUUCAAUGGACAGAUGUCCCAGGGCGAUAUAUCUCAAAUGAGAGCCCAGCAGGCUGGCCGCGGGGGCCCAUCCCAGAUGGUUGGUCCCGGAUGGCAGACCCAGCAGCAACAGCAGAUGCAAAUGCAUCAGACUGUUCAACAACAGCAGCAGCAGCAGCAGCCACAGCAGCCGGGUGGCCAACAACCAGGGCAACCUCCCCAGGUUGGCACCCCGCAGCAGGCAAGGCAGAACUUACCCCACCAAGCGAUGCCACCUCCCUCCGCACCGGCGGGUGCACCGGGCAGCGGCCGAACUCAACCUUCGUCGCCGCAGGUGCAAAAUCAACAGCCGGCGACGCCGACACAAUCGCAUAAGCCUGCACCGAAAACUAAGGGUGGAAGGGAUCCUGGCAAGAAGGUAAGCUGUUACAUGCUGCAACAUUUUCCUAUUCGAGCUAAUUCUAAACAGCAACGGCCUACCAAGAAAAAUGCGAGUGCGGCUGCACAAGCACCCAAUCCAGUUACUCCGUCAUCAGAACCCCCGACACCGACUACUCCGCAGCAUGCAAGCUCGUUCGCCCCGGGCGCCGCGCACCAGCGCCCCGCAAACUUCGUACCCGGCGCCCCGCAGGGCGGAAACGGUGCGGGGCAACCUCAGCAGAACGCCCCCAACCCUGCGCCCGCAGCGCCACCGGCCCCUAUCACCGCGCAGGACCCAACGACUGCCAACGCAUUCAGUGAUUUGCCCGCCGAUCUGGGUCUUGAUGGGUUUGAAGCAUUCCCAAACGGUCCGAACGAUUCACUGCUGGACAACUUUGACUUUGAUUCGUUCCUCAACACCGAGGACAACCAAGGGAUGGCGGCGUUCGACGGUCUAUCGGGGCAAUGGAAUGAUGGCGUAGAGGCAGGCGCUGGCGAUUCGUGA
Molecule: messenger RNA, 2878 nt
Organism: Tuber aestivum (summer truffle)
Lineage: Eukaryota; Fungi; Ascomycota; Pezizomycetes; Pezizales; Tuberaceae
Source: the annotation of a GenBank genome assembly